Molecule: messenger RNA, 507 nt
Organism: Drosophila ficusphila
Lineage: Eukaryota; Metazoa; Arthropoda; Insecta; Diptera; Drosophilidae
Gene: btn
Product: homeobox protein MOX-1
Exons: 1
Coding region: 31-507 (158 amino acids)
Biological process (GO): regulation of DNA-templated transcription
Molecular function (GO): DNA-binding transcription factor activity, RNA polymerase II-specific; DNA binding
Source: RefSeq, a predicted model, not a curated record
AGUUUAACCGUAGUGGCCAACAGACCCGAAAUGAAGAACUCCCACGCAAACGCAGAUUACGAGUCCUAUUACUAUGAGGACAUCACAAAAUAUUGGGUUAAUCAAAGCGAAGGAUACAUAGACUGCAGCUAUGGAUUAAGCCAAAAUGCUACUACUGGCUACAUGGAUUACAAUAAAAAAGAGGCUGAUUGGAGCAGUGAAGCUACCGAUAAAUGGUUACAACACGAUGAAACUGCUGGGGGGAACCUACCAAAGCAAACGCCCAAUCUCCGAACACCAAGUUCGAAUCGCAAGGAACGCACAGCCUUUACCAAAUCGCAGCUGAAGGAGCUGGAAACAGAGUUCUGCUACUCUAACUAUCUAACCCGCUUGCGCCGCUACGAGAUUGCAGUGGCUCUGGACUUAACGGAACGCCAAGUGAAGGUUUGGUUCCAGAAUCGUCGCAUGAAGUGCAAGCGCAUCAAGCUGGAGGAACAAGGCCCUAGCAAGAACAACUCUAGUUUUUAA